This is a messenger RNA of Naegleria fowleri, 3102 nucleotides long. RefSeq lists its product as uncharacterized. Gene Ontology annotation, biological process: regulation of DNA-templated transcription. The record is from RefSeq and is a predicted model, not a curated record. Bases 1 to 3102 code for a protein of 1033 amino acids. Lineage: Eukaryota; Heterolobosea; Eutetramitea; Acrasida; Naegleriidae. The transcript is spliced from 4 exons. Gene Ontology annotation, molecular function: DNA-binding transcription factor activity, RNA polymerase II-specific; zinc ion binding.
AUGCCAAAGCAACCUUCCUCAUCGUCGCAUCACGGCAACAACCAAAACAACAGCAACAACAACAAUCCCAACCAACAAUUACGCUUCAAUGACUUGUUUCCCACUUCGGCUUUCCAACGAAGUCAGCAACACUUUCUCCAAAACCACUCUUUCCGACGCAACAAUUCUGGACAACAACAAGAUAUGAAUCAUCAUCAAACGUUUUCUAACCACCACAUGGAACAAACACAUACCCGGCCUGAAUCAGCCUCCAUCAGCACCUCCGACAAACAACUUCAUCAACAAGCAAUACUUCUCGAGCAAUACUUUACGCAGCUUCUCAAUCAGGAGCCUUCCUUUCAGUCUCUAUUGAAUCAUGAAGGUUCGAGUGGUGGUGUAACUUUGGUAGAUCAUUUGAGUCAAACAGCAACAAGCACCAGCAGCACUGAAUCCAUCUAUUCAAACCACAAUUUUAAUAGUUUUACUUCCAAUAAUAAUAAUACCAAUCCUCAUCAUUCCUACAAUUACAUGAUGAUGAAUAACAAUUUCCACAUAUCAAUGAAUGAGAGUAAUGGAAGAACAUCCAACAAUUCCAAUGCAAACAAUGCCAACAACAAUACUGCUGCGACGAGCACAACUACACCACUUUCUUCCAAUUCAUAUCUUGCUUCAUCUCCCCAAAGGAAUUUUCUCUCCUCGUUUCCCACUACUUCAACACCCAUUGCCGAUACCUUGUCUAAAUAUUUGGAACAAUUUGACCAACAAUUUGGUUUUGCUCCGAGCAGUAAUAGUGGUAGUAUGGAUAUUGGUGUGAUAGAGCCUCAGACAUCCUCCACAUCAUCAAGCUUUUCAGGACGUAAUACGACGCAACAAGCCAGUCUUGCAUCUCCAACAAGUAGUAGUCACACCUCUGUUACAGUCUCUACCCCAUCAUCUUCAUCAUCUUCUGCAAAAAGAAGAAGAAAAAGAAAUCAUCUUCGUCAUCUACUUCCAAAAAGAAAAAAGCAACAACAAGAUCACCACUCAUCAGAAGAAGAAGAUGGUGAUGUUCAUCAUUCUGAAAAUGUCAAUAUUGAUGAAGAAAAUAAUGCCACUCCUGGCUUUCAUCCUAUUGCCUGUGUGCCGUGCCGACGUUUGCACAAACGCUGCGACAAGAAGUACCCAUCUUGCUCGAAAUGUCUUUCACGAGGAGUAACCUGUGAAUAUAAAAUUCCAAGAAAGAAAGGAAGAAUUGCAAAACCAAAAGGGCAACAACAGUCAAAUAGUGUCACGAAUUUAGAAAAACAAGACAAAAACGACAAUAGCAACAACACCAAUAGCAACAAACAAGAACAAAAUUCAACAUCAUCCUUGUCCUAUCAAGUCGGACUUUUCAACAGUAGUGAACAAAUGCACUCAAGCACCAACAAGCUUUUGACAAAUAUUGUACAAACAGAAUCAACUCCGUAUGCUCAAGGCACUACGAGAAAUCAACCUGAAAAACAUUUAGAUAAGAGAAAAGUAUUGGACCUUUAUUAUAACGUAUUUACUGAAAAUAUGAUUGUUAUUGAAAGGAAAGAAUUUGAAAAUUACUUAUCAAUGAGGACAAGCACCAAUUCUGCUCGUGACGAAGAGGAAGAGAUUAUUAACAGCUUGAAUGAAACUGAAAUCAUGCCAAACAAGAAGGAAGUCUACGUCCUUUUUCUAUGCAUAAAGGCAGUUUGUGAACAGAGAGUAGGGCUUGUAGACUUGGCUGAAGAAACUGGAAAGAAGGCACGCGACGCUCUUUCCAAAAUCUUUGAUGAACAUUCCAAUUUUUAUGUGGCCUGUGCAUUUGCUUAUUUGAGUAUUUAUGAGGCAGGCUGUGGUCGUCUGAAAACAGCCAAAUACUAUCUCAAUUCACUCAAUUUUUACUUUGAUGAGCUUACCGAAGAGGAAGAACAAAACAUGACGCCCUAUCAGAGAAAUUUAAAAAAAAUUAGAAGUUUUGUUAACAUAUGUGCUAAAAACGAUCAGGGCGUUUUGCAUCUCUUAAAAGACUGGCCAGGUGUCUAUGAAAAGAUUCUAGGAAUUACAUUACCUACUGAAUGGAAGACAAUAUUAUCACAAGAUUUGACUGUAAAUAAUUACAUGGCUGUAAUUAAUGUUGUAGAAGCAUUGUUAAAAGUCGUUCGAUUGCACAUUACAAAAUCUGGAACGGUCAAAAACUUGAAGGUUUACGACAUGGGCCAGACAUUUGUCUCUAAUGGCGUGAAGAUUGGUAUUCUCAGUGCUGUCAACCGUGGAAAGGAAUUAAUUGAGGAAUGUGCACUCAAAAUUACGCUAGCCACCGAAUUAGAACUUUUCGUGUUCGUUCCUCCUCCAAUUGUUGCUCACUGUGUAGCCGCUGCAAAAGUACAUUUACAUAUUGUCAAGGCCAUUGAGAAUGGAGAGCGUCAAAAUCCUGAAAUUGGCAUGAUACCAUCCAUUACCGGAGGAGAACCAACACUUGGAACCAUUGAUUACUACGAAAUACUGAGUAAGGAUUUGAGAGCUCUCAAUAUUUUGGCUAAACGCUAUAAGAAAGUGUCCCUUUUCCAUAAAUCGUUAAUGAACGAGAUGGAAGACAUUAUUCAAAGAAAACACAUUAUGAGUGCCAUGAAAAGGGUGUGUAGUAGUUUUUCUGAUGAUGGACUCUAUCCUCCCAACAAUUUUGUGAGUGGUUUGUUGAACGACCUUGAGAAGAUGCGUACAAACUCUACUACUUCCACCACCAUGAACCAUCUCUGCCCUCUGCCCUCUACACAACAACAAAAGCCAUCCAUUACAGAUCUAGGUCACAAUAUCACAACUAUCAGUUGUACAAGUGGAGAUUUUGGAGGUAGUAACAACUUGUUAUCUGAUUCAGAAAUGGAUUUCUCUGAAUUUGAAGGUGUACGAAAUACCAAAGAUUUCUUGGCCACUGUGACGUCAAGUUCCACCGGUAAUGAACCACUUCAGGAAUUGAUUAAUGAAAGCUUUUUGGAAUCACUCAAUUCUGGAAAUAUGAACAUGGAAGAUACUCUGAAAGAUGAAUCAUUCUUUGAGCCAUUCUUGAAUAGUGAAGAUGUUCAAGAGUUAUUUGCCUCAGAUUUUUCUCCACAUGACUCUCCUCCACAACAAUAA